CUCAUGCGUUUCCCGUGUUAAGUCUUUUAGGGUAUUCAAAGACACGCCCAAGUUUUCCAAUAGCUCGCUGCAAAGUCGCCGAGACCCAACUUUGAAUAAGUUGAUCGAGUCUCCGCCAUUUUGAGCUUCUCAACUUGUCUCUUAAACAAAUUGAUCUGUUUUAUUUUUUUUUCUUCUUUCCACUCGAACGGUCGACUAUUUUUGCGUGGGACAAAACAACAUCCAUAAUAAUAAUAAACCCGGAGGCGAAUCAUAAUGUCGAGCUUAGAGUGACGUCAUUUAAGAUUUUUUCAAACGCGACUUGUCUAUAUAUGUACAUCACACACGACACAGUCUGCUGGUGAUUUAUUCAGAUCUGGAUAAAAGGGCGAGAGUUAGUCACGUUUGUUAAACAUUCGCAAUUUAUUUUUAAGGUCGCGUCACGACUCGCUGAUGAAGAAGGAACUCAUUUGCGGCGCUGUCACAACAUUUUCCAAUGUGUGCGCCGACCCCUCCCUUUUCUCUAUGUAUCCAACACGCCACCUCCUAUUCACGUCGUCGUCGUCGUCCCCCCUCCCCACACACACACACUCCCGAAAACUUUCACAAUCCGAGGCCACAAAAGUUUCCCCAGCGUUGCAAACUACUUGCAGUUCAGAGUUGAUGGCGCCCGACGCGCACUAUAUAGUAUAAAGACGAGUCGAGCGUAUAUAUAUAUGUAUUAUGACCCUAGACUGCUGCCCUGCUAGAGACUUAAUUAUAUAGAGAGAGAGGGUGGUGGUUGGGGGAGUCUAUACAAGUACUACCAGACUGCGUAGAAUCUAAACAAAUGUGACAUCAAAAAAACUUUAACUCAAUCAAGUCCCUCUAAUAGGCCUACAGCACACAAAAGGAUCCUCGUAGGAUUUUUUUCUCCCCACCCCAGGCAAUAUGGGAAGUCAUCCAAUACUUGGCUCCUAACAUGUAAGGAGGCAAGUGGAUAAAAAUGACUAAAGAAACAAGUUUUUUUUCCUCUUUUCCAUCUUCAUUCGGGUGGUGUCUCUGGCCAUAUCCACCGAGACAGCAGAAGGAGCCGAAAGAGGAUCUUUUCAGCUGAUAGGGUCUUCUUUGCGGAGCUCCUGUAUGUAUAUAUUCAAGUUCUGCGCGCAGCAUAGAUGGCCAACUUAUUGUAUAAUGGCGCGUUUUAUCCCUUGCGCCUAUAUCCUGUCUACUUGCUCAACAUUUAUAGGAAGAAAGAGCCGAGCAGAGGGGGUUGAUUCACGCGUAUCUUUUUUCCUUCCUACUAUAGACUUGGCUGUACCAGGGACUCUUGAUCAAUUAGAUCCGCCGCGCUUCUUCCGAGAGAGUCUGGCUUAUUGAAUUAUUCAUUAGAAGGUUCAGACGCCACUUUUCCCUGUAAAAAGAUAGCGAACGCGCCAUUGUAAAUAUCCCAAAAAGUGCGACUGACUCUCGGCUCCUCCUGCAUUCAACAGGAGUGUGCCUUACGCACACACUCCUUCACUUUCAUUGAUUAGCUCCUAACCUAAAAAAAGAUAGAAACUUGUUCAGUCUGAUGGGACUCAUUUUUCCUUAUCGUGUGAUUGGCCCUUUUUCCUGGUAUUUCCAGCGAGUCCCACCUUUAAUUGAAUUGACGUGGUAAUUGAUGGCUUUCUAUACAGGGAGGGAGCGGUGGGUAGGACGACUUGAUCGUCACAUCAGGAUCACGAUAGGUUGUUGGCCGCCACCGCGUCUGCCAUCGGAUAAUAUAACUCAGCCGUUGCCCCUAGCGACCGUCAAAAUAACAACAAAGGGGGGCGAAAACAUAAAAUAAUGCGCUAAAAGAAUCGUUGGUGAGUCAGCCUUGUAGACAUGGCGUCACCGCAGUGGGCCGGCAAAACGAGUCGUGUCAUCCGUGCCCGGAAGAUCGGAUUGAAACUGGACCCGUUGAGUUUGAUUCUUCUCUACCAGGAUGGUGAGGUCAAAGUGAGGAAGAGAUUCAUGCCGAUUAGGAACCUGAAAUCACCAGCCGAUCCCUGGGCCAGAGCCGAGGAAUUGAAAUUACGUCACAUGACCUAUUUGGCCGCCGUCCCCACUGUGGUAUUGACCAAACUCAUUUCAAUCGCCCAGCAAGUGAUGAUCGGAUUGGACGUGGACGAGGCCGUACGACAAGUGACGCAACGCUUCUCGGUCGACGUCGAACGGGAUUUGAAUGUCGUUUCCGAACCGGAACUCAAACGUCAAAAGGAGCUGAUGGAAUUGACUUUUAUCAACAACGUCAUCGGUCCGUCGGAUCCUCGAUUCGUUUACGACAAGCAAGUGGCUUUCCAUCGACCCGAUCGCGUUUCCGACUGGGACGAAGAUAAUAGUGAAUAGAAAAUAUUUGGCAACGCUGUGUGCUCAGUCAGAAACAUGUAAAUGAUUUGCUCUUUUUAGCUGUCAAAACAAUCGAGAGAGAUUUUCCACGUCACCGAGUUAUUUCAUGAACAAGGCUGUACGUCUGAGAAACUCGUUAAUAAAACAGUGUACAUAGA
This is a messenger RNA of Daphnia pulex (common water flea), 2489 nucleotides long. RefSeq lists its product as uncharacterized. Bases 1828 to 2331 code for a protein of 167 amino acids. Gene Ontology annotation, biological process: microtubule anchoring at centrosome; trans-Golgi to periciliary membrane compartment transport. Gene Ontology annotation, cellular component: ciliary basal body; centriole; spindle pole. The record is from RefSeq and is a predicted model, not a curated record. The transcript has a single exon. Lineage: Eukaryota; Metazoa; Arthropoda; Branchiopoda; Diplostraca; Daphniidae.